UUUUUUUUUUUUAAAUAUACAUACACAUCAUAUAUAUAUUUAAAUGACAUCUUCACGUUUUGACUGGUUUUUCUCGCCAUUAGUUCAAGUCUCCUUUUUAGGAUUUGUUUGUCUUUGUUGUCCUGGUAUCUUCAAUGCUCUCAAUGGAUUAGGUGCUGGUGGUUCUAUGAGUUCCAAUGUGACUCUAGUGGAUUCUGCUAAUGGUGCUCUUUAUGGUUGUUUCUGUAUUGUGGGUUUUUUUGCUGGUUCUAUUGUCAAUCAACUUGGUAUUCGUUCUUGCUUAACGAUCAGUUCUUUGGGUUACGCUCUGUAUUCCGCAUCCUUAUGGGUAUAUGACCGUAAACAAGUGUCUGGAUUUGUGAUUGCUGCUGGUGCUAUUCUUGGAUGUUGUGCUGCUGUCUUCUGGGCUGCUCAAGGGGCAAUCAUGAUGGCUUAUCCUGAUGAAAAGAACAAGGGUAAAUUUGUUGCCAUCUUUUGGGCGUUAUUCAAUAUUGGUGGUAUCCUUGGUUCUGUAAUUAGUUUAGGAAUGAACAUCAACAAUUCGGCUGGAGGUGUUACCACUGGAACAUAUACAGCUUUCGUUGUGAUUAUGCUUAUUGGUACCGUGAUUUCUCUUGGUCUUGCUCCUCCCACUCGUGUCAUACGCUCCGACGGUUCUUAUGUGGCAGUGGUACAUCAUACAAGCUGGAAGGAUGAAUUGAAAGGCGCGAUGAAUGUGUGGCGUGAAUGGCGUAUGGUUGCUUUGUUCCCUGCUUUUUUGGCAAGUAACUGGUUUUAUUCUUAUCAAUUCCGUGUCAAUGCUGUUUACUUUGAUUCUGCCACCCGUGCUUUGAAUGGUACAAUGUAUUGGGGUAUGCAAAUCUUUGCCUCUCUCGCUGUCGGUGCUUUGUUGGAUUAUCAAGGCUUUUCUCGUCGUACCCGUGGUCUAUUGACAUUAGCUAUCAUGUUCUGUAUCAUCUUAGCCGUAUGGAUUGGUGGCUUCAUCUUCCAAUUGACAUUCGACAAUAGCUAUGAUUCCCCUAUUCAUUGGACAACGGAUGGUUUUGGUGGACCUUUUGUCUUGUAUAUGUUGUAUGGUUUCUCGGAUGCUAUGUAUCAAUCCUACUUGUAUUGGUUGAUGGGUGCCAUGUCAAAUGAUCCUACUAUUCUUGCCCGUUAUGCUGGUUUUUAUAAGGCUUUGCAAAGUGCUGGUGCUGCUAUUUCUUUUGGUAUUGAUGCUUGUGAUAUUCCUUUGAAGUGGGAAUGCUUGAUCAGCUGGAUUUUGGUCAUGGUUUCUUUUCCCUUCAUGUUAAUGGUCGCUAGUAAGAUUCCCGAUACCAAUGUUAUUCCAGAACAUGAUGAUGUUCUCUCUAUCAAGGAUGCAAAGACUGAAAUCAACGAUAGACCAUUUGAUGAAAAACAUGCCUAGUAGCUUAGUAUUUUAUUUUUAGUUGUUUUUUUUUAUUACUUAUAUACGUAUAUAUAUAUAUAGAUAGAUAUCCUUGAUUUUUAUGUUUUACAUUUUCUUUUUUGCCAUAGUAGUAUUUAUUAUCAUUGUAGUUCC
Molecule: messenger RNA, 1543 nt
Organism: Halteromyces radiatus
Lineage: Eukaryota; Fungi; Mucoromycota; Mucoromycetes; Mucorales; Cunninghamellaceae
Product: major facilitator superfamily domain-containing protein
Exons: 2
Coding region: 44-1408 (454 amino acids)
Biological process (GO): transmembrane transport
Molecular function (GO): transmembrane transporter activity
Source: RefSeq, a predicted model, not a curated record